UUUUACUACGUUACGCCAAAAAUAGCAAGAAAGGAAAGCAGAGAAGCUAAAACAGAACCUGUCAAACGCGAAGAAGCUUCUCUUAGCUUAAAAAAUAUAGAUCCACGAGACCUGACACAACAACAUCAAAAUUACUAUUCUCGUUUGCUAAUGUGAAAUGAGGCAUUAUCUUUGGGUUUAAUAAUUUAGGUGUGUUUGAUUAUAAAAUCUAUAUCUAUUCAUUCAAUCUGGCUAAUUUAGGAGGAUUGAAUUUGAGGCCGCGCUUGUGUUUGAAGCAAGCAACUUCUCCAGAGGAACAAGACGAAGAGGAGUGUAGGCCGCGUUGGCGCAAGAGAUUAUCAAUGGCUUUUCAUUGGUCUUCCUUUCUCAAAUUCACCUUCCUUCUCCUCCUUAUUGCUGCCAUUGCCACCGCUUGUUUCACUCUCCCUGUUGAAAAGAUGCUGAAAAAUUUCUUGAUAUGGAUUGAGCAAGAUCUUGGUCCUUGGGGUCCUCUUGUUCUGGCUGUUGCAUACAUUCCUCUAACGGUAUUGGCAGUUCCAGCAUCAGUUCUUACGCUAGGUGGUGGUUAUCUAUUUGGCUUGCCUGUGGGUUUUGUUGCUGAUUCUAUUGGUGCUACCAUUGGUGCUGCCGCAGCAUUUCUUCUUGGUAGAACGAUUGGGAGGUCAUUUGUCAUUUCCAAGUUGAAGGAUUAUCCACAGUUUCGUGCAGUUGCAAUUGCAAUUCGGAAAUCUGGCUUUAAGAUUGUUUUGCUGCUCCGGCUUGUUCCUCUGCUUCCAUUUAAUAUGUUGAACUACCUUUUAUCGGUGACACCAGUUUCCAUUUGGGAAUACAUGUUGGCUUCAUGGUUGGGAAUGAUGCCAAUAACUUUUGCCCUGGUGUAUGUCGGCACAACUCUGAAAGAUAUUUCUGAUGUUACUCAUGGAUGGGGUGAAUUUUCGAAAACCCGCUGGGCUAUGAUCAUAUUGGGCCUAUUGGUCUCUGUGUUUUUAAUAAUUUGUGUCACGAGAGUUGCCAAGGCUGCUUUAGAAAAAGCUUUGGCUGAAAAUGAAGAUAUUGAUGACAUAUUGCCAUCGCCGGAGCUACCAACGGUGGCUGAUCCUGCUGCACAUCUCGGCCAGCCACUUAUAAUCAAGAUAGAUUCUGCUCAAGACAAUCAUGAGAAAUAGGACCGAUAUCAUCUUUGUAAAUUUGAUACUCAUGCUACGGCUAUAGGUGUUAUUUCUUCUUGAUGGUUUUGGCAUCCAUUUGGUGAUGCAUUUCAUAGUCUUCAUUUGUACAGGCAGAUUAUACAAAUCCAUGUAGUUUGGAUAGAAGUGAAUUCUUUAGUUUUUUUAGGCUACUUUUUAAGUCUACCGAGUCUUGGAUUGCCACGAGCUAACAAGUGUAAUAAACUCGGGAAAUAGUUUCCUUAAUGUACCCUUGUUUGUCUACUUCUUAGUACUAAAGAACCCUUUAUCAUGUUCUUGGA
This is a messenger RNA of Nicotiana attenuata, 1468 nucleotides long. Its product is annotated as TVP38/TMEM64 family membrane protein slr0305-like. NCBI's taxonomy places the organism in Eukaryota, Viridiplantae, Streptophyta, Magnoliopsida, Solanales, Solanaceae. Gene Ontology annotation, cellular component: membrane. Bases 342 to 1166 code for a protein of 274 amino acids. The transcript has 9 exons. The record is from RefSeq and is a predicted model, not a curated record.